AUGGGCAGUGCAACGAAUGAGUUGCUCGUCUACAUGGUUUACACCGUUGAACGGGGGUUUCUUGAUGAGAACAACUAUGAGGACGCCGGGGAUGAGAACCCUGAUCCUGAGGAAUCAUCGAAAAUCGACAAACACAACACACGAGCCGCCCAGCAAAUACUGACCUUCCUAAACCUGCAAGAGGGUAAGCCAAAGAGAAAUGACAGGGAGAAAGGCCUAGCAAGCUCCAGAGAUGGAGUGGCUUGUGUCAUUUUGGGAACAAUCGACCCAGACGUGGCACAUAUAUUGCCAUUCGCGACCACACAAAGCCACGAAGCUGCAAUGCAGCUGAAGGCCUACUGGCACGCAACAGCUUUUAUCGUCAGCCGAGAUUUUCAUCUUUGGAAGUCUCGCCAUGUCAUCAAAGAUGGAUUUGAUAAAUCCUUUAACAUGAACUGUUUAGAAGCGCAAAUGCAUCGCUGGUGGGGGAAAGCCUACUGGGCUCUCCAGAGUCUGGGUCAGCCCACGGCAAUGACAGUCGACGGCGGCGACACCAAAUGGGUGGUCAGAAUGAAAUUCUAUUGGCUGCCUAAUUUGUACAACAGUUACAGAUAUCCAGAAACAGCCAAUCUUGAUGGUAGUGACAACACUUUCACGCGGUUGUGUAAUGACUUGAACCAAGCGUUUGCUCACGGGUUUCCUGCACGAACCCCAAGUGGCAAUGCCGUAAGAGACAAUGUUCGCGCGAAUCUUGCGACUGGCGAGUUGCUCUUGGGUGGGCAUUUAUUUUCUGUUGCUUUUGAUACGCAGCAGGAAGCGUUCAACUAUAACGACAUGAUUAAACUAGAAUGGGCAGUGUUGCGUAUCGAGAUGUUUCGCGCGGGAUGGUGA
Molecule: messenger RNA, 870 nt
Organism: Fusarium venenatum
Lineage: Eukaryota; Fungi; Ascomycota; Sordariomycetes; Hypocreales; Nectriaceae
Source: RefSeq, a predicted model, not a curated record